AUGGCCACAUUGGCGCCGCCUCCGAGUAAGCGGCAAAAACUUGCUGCUGAAGAGAGGGCAGAAAGAGUGCUGGAGGAGUCAAGAAUUCCAGACGACUUGGGUAGCGUGAGAGUGCAGUUUGUCGAUCAGAGCACGGGAAAGUCAACGGGACCGGUGGUUGCGGUGCCUGUGAAAGAUGCCACGGUCAAAAACCUGGAGACACUUCUGAACAGUAUACAAGGCAACGAUCCUACUGAGCGCCUACCUUACCGCUUCUUCUUCCAGAAUGACCGAAUUUCGAGUUCCCUUGGACCUGUGGGAGCCAUUGUUGAUGUGCAAACUGACCUGUACAACUCCAUCCUCAAACCCGGCUUGAAGACCACCGAAGACAAUAUCAUCCUCCAGUUCACACCUCAGGCUGUAUUCCGCGUCCGCGCCGUUUCAAGAUGUUCUGCGUCAAUAGCAGGGCACGGCGAAGCCAUCCUCGCGACUGCGUUCUCACCAGAGACAUCGUCUAGAAUGGCCACGGGUAGUGGGGACAACACCGCACGGAUAUGGGACUGCGACACGGGAACACCUCUGCAUACGUUGAAGGGGCAUACGAGUUGGGUACUUGCCGUGUCAUGGUCUCCUGAUGGCAAAAUCCUUGCUACUGGAAGCAUGGACAACACUGUGCGGCUGUGGGACCCAAAGACAGGAGAGUCCCUAGGUGGGCCAUUGAAGGCACACACGAAAUGGAUCACAAGUCUCUCGUGGGAACCGUACCACAACCAGGCACCAGGAAAGCCUCGAUUGGCAUCGGCCUCCAAGGACGGCACAGUCAGAAUUUGGGAUAUCCCGCUGCGCCGUAUUGAGCAGACUCUUUCCGGGCACAAGGGAUCGGUCACCUGUGUGCGGUGGGGUGGGCUCCAUCGUGUAUUUACCGCCUCCCAAGACAAAACGAUCAAAGUAUGGAACUCGCGAACCUGGAAUUGUCUACACACCUUAUCGUCGCACACUCACUGGGUCAAUCACCUCUCUCUCUCCACUGACUUUGCCCUUCGAACAUCUUAUCACGACCACACGGGAAAAGCCCCGUCAACCGCCGAAGAAAGAGUUGCUAAAGCAAAAGGGCGAUUCGAAGAGGCUGCACGUCAGGACGGAAAGCUGGUCGAAAGACUCAUCUCGGCAUCGGACGACAACACCAUCUUCCUGUGGGAACCGUCUUCUUUUGACCCAGACUCGAAGGCGACCCCUAAGCCCAUUGCACGCUUGUUGGGCCACCAAAAACAAGUUCUGCAUGUGUCCUUUUCUCCCGACGGCCACUACAUUGCCUCGGCCAGCUUCGACAAUAGCGUCAAAUUAUGGAACAGUCGUGAUGGCAAAUUCGUCUGCACCCUGAGGGGCCACGUAGGCUCUGUGUACAUGUGCGCAUGGUCAAGCGACAGCAGGUUGCUGGCUAGUUCGAGCAAAGACACCACCGUCAAGGUGUGGGAUGUGAGGACGGGCAAGCUGAAGAUGGAUCUGCCAGGACACAAGGACGAAGUGUUUGCCUUGGAUUGGUCUGUGGAUGGCGCCUGUGUGGCUAGCGGUGGGAAGGAUAAGAUGGUCAAGCUAUGGAAGCAUUGA
This is a messenger RNA of Fonsecaea nubica, 1587 nucleotides long. RefSeq lists its product as hypothetical. NCBI's taxonomy places the organism in Eukaryota, Fungi, Ascomycota, Eurotiomycetes, Chaetothyriales, Herpotrichiellaceae. Gene Ontology annotation, molecular function: protein binding. Gene Ontology annotation, biological process: ribosomal large subunit assembly. The record is from RefSeq and is a predicted model, not a curated record. The transcript has 2 exons. Gene Ontology annotation, cellular component: nucleolus. Bases 1 to 1587 code for a protein of 528 amino acids.